Molecule: messenger RNA, 2210 nt
Organism: Paramecium sonneborni
Lineage: Eukaryota; Ciliophora; Oligohymenophorea; Peniculida; Parameciidae
Source: the annotation of a GenBank genome assembly
AUGCUGCAAUUAGAGUUAGAGGUGAGAAUAAUCUAUUUUUUUAUAAAUACAAUGACAGAAUCUUGUUCGAUUUAGUUUAUUCAUAGUAUAAGAUAUUUAUAAUAAUAGAUUAAUCCUCAACUCAUUUAAAGUCAAAAUUGAAAAGCAAAUGCAGAGAUUAUUAAGAAAUUAACGAAAAAAUUGACUUAAAUAUUUAAUAUAUCGAAAAAGGAUAUGUAAAUUAGCAUUUUAUCAAUUUAGCUAAAGCUUUAGAUUUAUGAUGAAUAGAUAAUAUUCGGAGAAGCAACUAUUAAUUUAGGAUUUUAUAUUGAGAACAAUCUUCCUGCUGUUAUAGAUAAUAUUACAAUCUAGAAUAAGUAUGAUCAAGAAGCUUAUGUUGAAUUGAGUUUGGCUUGGAAUUAAUUGGAGUAAAUGCAAACUUAAGAAAUUCAAUCAAGUAAUCCCUUAAGAGAAUAACAAUUAUUAAUGAAAUUAACUUAAUAAACUAGAAAUAGUGUAUAAGGUUUAAAGAUGGAGGAUCAAAUAGAAAGCUAAAAUACAAAUUAUUCCUCAGUUGGAUAGAACUUAAUUAUUCCAGAAUUCAAUUAAGAAUAGUUUGACAAAAAAUCAAUAGAAAAUAGAAAAAAUUAGUAAUUUGAAGAUGAGAAAAUAGAAGAUAUUUUUAGCAUACAUCUCUAAACAACAAAAUCUCAAAAAUUUUAAACUAUCAAAGAUUGUAAAUUUACCAAAAAGUAAGCAACAUAAAAAUCAUCAGGAUUUUUAGAGAAAUAUAAAUCAUAAGUGAAUAAUAAAUAUAGUUAAAGUGAUUAUAAAUCUACAUUUAAAGAAUUAGGAUAAUAAAUUCAAUAAAAAAGCUCAAACAUAUUUGAUUAAAGAAUGAAAAUUAAAAUUGAAAAUUAAUUAGCUGAAUAAAAUAAAAAAGCAGCAAAAUCAAAACUUUUAGGUAAACAAACAGAAGAUAUAGAAAAAUAAGAUUUAAGUAUAUAAGAGGCUGGAUUUUUUAGUAGUAGAAAAUUUGAAUUAGAAAAAGGAUAUAAAGAUACAUCAAUUUAAUAAUUGUAAAAUGAAAAUAAAUAAUUGAAAAAUUAAAUAUAAGCAUUAUAGUUAGAAAAUUAAGGCUUAAAUGAAUCAUUAAUACAAAGUGAAACAACUUUUAAUUUUUUAUCAGAAACUUAUACUGCACUUAGGAAUGAAUAUAAAAAAAUCUAAUUAAAAAUUUAUGAUGAUUCUAAUAAUAACUUUAUUCUGAAUUAAGAGUAUGAUUAUUUAAAAAAAGAAUUGGAUUAGAAAUAGAAAGAGAUUGAGUUCAUUUAGAAGGAAUCUUAAUUAUGGAAAAUAGAAUCAGAUAUUAUUAAAAGAGAGAACUUAUAAUUAUAAACAGAUCUUGAAUAAUUUAAAAAAGAAGUUUUUAAUAAAUAAAUAGAAAAUAUUAAUCUCUAACGAGAUAUUGAGAGAUAAAAAAUUUAAAUUAAUGCUUUGGAAUAAUAAUUAUAGAAUCAAAAAUUAGAAAUUUAAUAAUUCUAUAAAGAAUGUGAAUAAAUUAUUGAUGGAACAGAAAUUAAAAAUUAAAAUGAAGAAUUAAAAUAAAUAAAAUAAAAAAAUGGAGUUUUGGAAGAGAGAGAAAAUUAAAAAUAGGAAUUUUUAGAUGAGGUUGAUAAAAUGAGUCCUUUAUUAUAAUUAGAUGUUUAAAUGCUAAAAAAAUAAUUAAGUGAAAGUAUUUCUGAAAUAAAGUCAAAGUAAAUAAUGAAUGUAGUAGUAGGACCUUAGAAAAUGAGAAAUUAAAAAGUUAAAUCAAUAUAUUUUUAUAAUAACCAAAUUAAUCGAACUUAGAUUUCACAUAUCUUAUUAAUGAAUAUUUAAUUCUUAAUGCUAAUUUGAAAUAAGAAAAUGAAAGUUUAAGUAAAUAUUAAAUUAAAGUUAAAUUUAGUUCAUUAAAAUAAAAAGGAUUAAGUCAAAUUAGAUAGUUUAUAGAAGUAAUUAAACAUAAAUAAAGUAAUAAUUAUGAUAUUAAGAGAAAGAACAUCAUAGAAUUAAGUGAAAAGAGAUAAAAAUCUUUAGAAUAAGAAAUCUUAUCACUUGAAAAAGAUGUUUUAAGUGGUAAGUAAAAUAUGGCUGAUGUUAUUAAUGCUGUUCUUGAUUGUGGUGGACCUGACUUAGCUGAAGCUGUAGAGAGAUUCUUAAUUACUAGAAGGAGUACGAAAAUAAGUUGA